UAAAACACAUACAGAGGUCCAGGUUUCCGAAAGCCAGGAAAAGGCCCCGCUGGGGCUGCGAUCUCAUCUCCAUGCCUGAACCCUCCUAGGAGACCGGUGAUGCCAAGGCCACUGCGAGGAACGGAGAAGAGUCGGGGUUGAACCCCAAGCUGAGUUGAGGGCUCACGCUCUUCUGGUUCCCUGGACCUACCCCCAUUUGAAGAAAUGAGUGGUGGAUUGGCUCCAAGUAAGAGCACAGGGUAUGUGUCCAACUUGCCCUUUUCUCUGACAAACAAUGACUUAUACAGGAUAUUUUCCAAGUAUGGCAAAGUUGUAAAGGUUACUAUAAUGAAAGAUAAAGAUACAAGGAAGAGUAAAGGAGUUGCAUUUAUUUUAUUUUUGGAUAAAGAUUCUGCACAAAACUGUACGAGGGCAAUAAACAACAGACAGUUGUUUGGUAGAAUGAUAAAAGCAAGCAUUGCUAUUGACAAUGGAAGAGCCGCUGAGUUCAUCCGAAGGCGAAACUACUUUGAUAAAACUAAGUGUUAUGAAUGUGGGGAAAGUGGACAUUUAAGUUAUGCCUGUCCUAAAAAUAUGCUUGGAGAACGUGAACCUCCAAAGAAGAAAGAAAAAAAGAAAAAAAAGAAAAUUCCUGAACCAGAGGAAGAAAUUGCAGAAGUAGGAGAAAGUGAAGAUGAAGGGGAAGAUCCUGCUCUGGACAGUCUCAGUCAGGCCAUCGCAUUCCAGCAAGACAAAAUUGAAGAAAAACAAAGAAAAUGGAAACCCAGUUCAGGGGGCCCCUCAACGUCAGAUGAUUCAAGACGUCCGAGGAUAAAGAAAAGCAACUACUUCAGUGAUGAGGAAGAACUUAGUGAUUAAAAUUUUAUUUUUUAUGUAAAUAUAAUUAAAAUUUUAAAAGUUUGGGAGCACAAAGGUCACUUGGGGACUAAAGAUGACUGUUAGGAUUUCAGCAUAUGAAUACUAAAUGCCAGAUAGUUUUCUAAUAUAAAAUAGUUCGUAAGAAAUUAAAACAAUUUUAAAGUAUCAUGUUUCUGUCUGGCUUUAGCACACU
This is a messenger RNA of Nycticebus coucang (slow loris), 1051 nucleotides long. RefSeq names its product zinc finger CCHC-type and RNA-binding motif-containing protein 1-like. Gene Ontology annotation, molecular function: zinc ion binding; RNA binding. Gene Ontology annotation, cellular component: U12-type spliceosomal complex. Bases 205 to 858 code for a protein of 217 amino acids. The transcript has a single exon. Gene Ontology annotation, biological process: mRNA splicing, via spliceosome. NCBI's taxonomy places the organism in Eukaryota, Metazoa, Chordata, Mammalia, Primates, Lorisidae. The record is from RefSeq and is a predicted model, not a curated record.